This is a messenger RNA of Rotaria sordida, 648 nucleotides long. The record is from the annotation of a GenBank genome assembly. NCBI's taxonomy places the organism in Eukaryota, Metazoa, Rotifera, Eurotatoria, Philodinida, Philodinidae.
AUGACGUCCAUAGUUAAAACUGAAUUAGUAGAUAAAUAUUCAAAAUAUGUUAAAACAAUUAGAAAUCGAAUUGUUGAAGUUGAAUUUCAUUGGUUUCAAGUAAAUCCACGUCAAAGUUAUCGAUUACGAAUUAAUGGAAAACAAUUUAAUGAAGUACAAAAACAUAUGCAUUCAAAAAAAUUAUUAAAUCUAAAUUUUGAACAAUUUACUGAUUUAAUAACACCUAUAUUUGCUAAUGAUGCUGCUGAAUUUAGUAGUUUUGUAUUACGUUCAACUUUUGAUCAUUUAUUUGAUCUCAAUUCUAAUGGUUUUAAUUCCAAAAAACAAAAUUUAUUACAAGAAAAUCUUCGUCAAAUGCUUGGUAAUCGAAAUAAACAUAUUUCAUUUCAAGGUAUUAAUAUUCCAAAAAUUUUAAAUGGUUUUGGAUUGAAUAUUGUACGUAAAUUUUCUAAACAAGGUUGUGAUAUUGUUUUGAAUGGAAAUCAUAUUGAUGAAAAUAUAACACAAACAAUUCAAAAUGAAAUCGAUAUAUCUAAAUUAGUUGAACAAAUAUUAAAUUAUUUUCAGUAUAAUAAUAUUCUUAUUAUAGAUAUUGAAUGUAAACGACAUUGUAGAGCUUCUAUUGAUGAAUUUCCAACGCAAAAAUGA